UAAAAGUUGAAACAUACGAUCUUUGACAUUAGUCUUCAGAGUGAGAAACAAGCCUUCGUCUGUAAUUUAACGCAUAUUGCUGAUGUUGAUCGUCAAGAUUAACAACAUAUAAACUAAAAUGGGCUCAUCUGAAUCAAAAUCUCAACAUCCUGAGGUCUUGACUCCUGAACCAAAACCAGUGGACAAACAAGUAGUCCGAGAGCUGGAAACCCCAUGGAGGAAAUUCAAUUGGAAUCAGAAAGAAGAACUGAAAGCAAAGCUGGAAAACUUUACCCCAGCUAAUCCAAAUGCAAAGGACAUCAAGAUCCUGGUAGCUGGACAAAUUGGAGCAGGAAAGUCCAGCUUUAUUAACUCCAUCUGCAGCGCCAUUCAAGGACGGAUCUCCGCUAGAGCGCUGGUUAAUUCAUCUGCUGGCGACAGUCAUAGUUUCACUCAAAGUCUCAAAGGAUUCACCAUCAGAAGUGGGAAAAAAACGUUGCCCUUUGUCUUCAAGGACAUCAUGGGCUUGGAACCUGAAGUUUUGGCUGGGUCGCAAACGGAAGACAUCAUCAAUGCUGUGUUUGGACACGUCAAGGACGGCUAUAAAUUCAACCAGGACCAGGCCCUCUCUCAUAAGGAUCAACAUUACAACUUUGACCCCAACCUCACCGACCAGGCUUUCUGCCUGGUUUACAUAAUACCCGGGGAUACAGUCCAAUUCACGGAUCAUCGACUUCUUGACAAGUUGAAGAUCAUCCGGCAGAGAAUCAGCGAUAAGGGAAUUCCUCAAGUGGUUGUCAUGACCAAAGUGGAUGAAACAUGUCCACUGGUCAGACAAGACCUGGAAAAGAUGUACACUAGCAAGAAAAUCAAACAGAAGAUGGAGUUGUGCAGUAGUGCAACUGGUGUGCCAAUGUCAAACAUCUUCCCGGUGAAGAACUAUCACGAUGAGAUUGAAACAGAUGAUAAAACUGAUGUUCUGAUACUAAAGGCACUUGAACAGAUUAUUCAGCUUGCUGAUGAUAGACUGGAGGAUAGUGAUAUCUACUGAAAAGAAUCAUAUAUAUAUAUAUAUAUAUAUAUAU
Molecule: messenger RNA, 1064 nt
Organism: Puntigrus tetrazona (Sumatra barb)
Lineage: Eukaryota; Metazoa; Chordata; Actinopteri; Cypriniformes; Cyprinidae
Product: interferon-induced protein 44-like
Exons: 7
Coding region: 119-1030 (303 amino acids)
Source: RefSeq, a predicted model, not a curated record